AUGCCCGAGGCUCAGAGCACAAUCUUACUCCACAUGCGGACGGGAUUCAAUGGGUUGAACGCCACACUACACUUCAUGGGGCCCGCCGGCUUCCUCUUAUCAACUUCUGAACUUCGGCUGGCCCCGUCUCACAUGUGCCCAUGUGGCAAAGGUGCGCACAAUGCGAAUAAGGUGCGCACAAUGCGAAUAAGGUGCGCACAAUGCGAAUAA
Molecule: messenger RNA, 210 nt
Organism: Colletotrichum gloeosporioides
Lineage: Eukaryota; Fungi; Ascomycota; Sordariomycetes; Glomerellales; Glomerellaceae
Exons: 2
Coding region: 1-210 (69 amino acids)
Source: RefSeq, a predicted model, not a curated record